UUACCACAAAGAAAAAAAAAUUAUUCGGAUUUAUUCUUCAGUAAGUUUCAGUCACUCGAGGCAUCUUUUGCUGCUACAUCAGACUGGAUAUUGCACGGUACAACUUUAGCUACCAAUCACCUUUUGCUGAUUAUUGAUUCCCAAUUACCAAUUACCUCAGUCUGUUAAUGGAUAAAAAAAAAAAAUAGUUUGAUUGUUUAGUUAGUCAAGAUGAUUAGAUUCUGAUGAAAAUAAAUAUCCAUAACCAGGAUAUGCUAUUAUAUGAAGGACUUGAUGAUAUUGAGACGGCGCAAGAGCUCUAGGAGUAAAGGAAAAUAAAAGCACCAGCGGAAACAUAAGCGAGCCAGUCUAUUGGCAAGCGCCAACCAGACUAUUAACACGCGUUUAGUCGAGCAAUUCAAUAAUACACAAGUGGUAAUAAUUUGAAUUGGGAAUGGCAGAGGCUUUGAUAACAAACGGGACAUCGACGACUCCACUUGAUGGGAACGUUGUACUCGAGCUCCUCAAUCAUAUUAAUGAGAUCAAUGACUCGUUAUUCAGUAAGGAGAUCGAGUGCUUAGAGGCUAAACACCAGGACAGUACUAGUCCAACGACAGAUGUUUGUCCGGUCGACUGGGAUUCAUUGCUAUGCUGGCCAAAAGCUCCUGCUGGUACACAUGUUAAAUUACCGUGUUUUGAUCAACUGUAUGGCAUCCGAUACGACAGCUCACAAAAUGCUAGUCGAUGGUGUUGGCCAAAUGGUACUUGGGAUAAUCGUACCGACUACUCACAUUGUCAUGAGCUGAAAUUACCAGACGUUGAGUCCAGCGUUGAGAUAACAACAACUUUAUACUUUGUAGGAUAUGUUUUAUCACUAUCAACACUCAUUGUCGCAGUUGCCAUUUUCCUUUACUACAAAGAGCUCAGAUGUCUGAGGAAUAAUAUUCACACGAAUCUUAUGUUUACGUAUAUCCUUGCUGACCUCACAUGGAUCCUUACCACAGUAAUGCAGGUUUCAAUGCAGUCAGAUAUUCCAUCUUGUAUAAUAUUUAUAUCACUGCUCAAUUAUUUUCAUCUGACAAAUUUCUUCUGGAUGUUUGUUGAAGGUUUAUAUCUGUAUUUAUUGGUCGUAAAAACAUUCACUGGUGAUAAUAUUAAACUCCGUCUUUGUCUUGUCAUAGGAUGGGGUGCUCCAAUCUUUGUAAUUGCUGUCUGGUGUAUUGCUAAAUCAACUGUCGUUAAUGUCGAAAGUAGUAAUCAAAACGUAGCACUGUAUCGGCAUUGUCCCUGGAUGGUUUAUCAUCCUUAUGACUGGUUCUAUCAGGCGCCGGCUAUUACGGUCCUCGGAAUAAAUGUUAUCUUCCUUUUCAUGAUCAUGUGGGUUUUGAUAACAAAACUACGCUCGGCAAAUAAUGUCGAGACUCAGCAAUACAGAAAGGCAAGCAAAGCACUGCUUGUUCUCAUUCCACUUCUGGGAGUGACAUACGUAUUGGUAAUUGCUGGACCAACUGAAGGGGAAGUUGCCAAUAUUUUUUCUUAUGCUCGGGCUAUUCUAUUGUCAUCCCAGGGAUUGUCAGUAGCACUUUUUUACUGUUUUCUAAAUACAGAAGUUCAAAACACAGUGAGACAUCAUUUUUCCCGAUGGAGCGCUGCAAGGAACUUAGGAAUGGAUAGAAAGUAUUAUAAUAAUUGGUCACCACGUUCUCGUACCGAAAGUAUAAGGCUUUAUUGUCAGCCGUCAGUUCCAUACAAAAAACGAGAAUCAACGGCGAGUGAGACAACGACCACAACUGUCGUUGGAAUGAAUUCGACAACAACAUUUCUCGAUCGAUCACGAGCCACUAUCUCCGAAGAACUUAAUGAGUGAUCAGUUAUUACACUCAAUCAUAACUUUUAUUUGAUAAGUCGUUAAAUAUAUCACAAUUCAUAACUCAUAACUCAUAUCAUUAUUAUGAAUUACUAAGUUUCAUCAUCGCUAAUAAAAAUAAUCUAUAAAAUAUUAUUUUUUAAAAAUAUAAAUUUUAAAUAUUUUUUCAUUCGCGCGCUCGCAAUGUGAAAAUUGUCUUCCGUCUUUUAAUAUUAUUAUAAAUCACGCUAUCAUAUAAAAACAAAUAACUAAAAUUAUUUAUAAAUUUUAAAUACGAGCUAUUGUAUUUGAUUUAAGUUUAAAAUAAAAUAAGGGCAAUGGGCUCUAUCAUUGUACCUGAAAUUUUCAUGUAUAAAAAAAUAAAAUGACUGAAAAAAAUGAUACUGAAGUUAGCCGACUUCUAAUAAAUUUUUGAUUUUUAUUUAGACGAUAAACUGUAAAAAAAAAUAUUUGAAAAAAUUGCACCUGUAGUUUGUUAAAUUUGCUAGGAGUGCAUAUUUUUAUUUUUUUUUUUUUUGUAAUUAAUUUGUUGAAAAAAAAAUCCAAAAAUUACUAAUUGUCUGCUAACUUCAGGAUCAUCUGAAAAAAUUAAUUAACUAUUCUUUUUUUUUUUUUAAUUAUACGGAAAAUAUCGUUCGAGACGACGAAAAAAAUAGUGGUAAAGUUUGGGCUCUUAAUAUUGAUAUUAACAACCGCCUCAUCGUAAUUUUUGAUUCUCCAUUUAAAUACGGGAAACAUUUUUUUUUAGUUUGGAAUUUUAUCACUCAGCGAAUCAGUGUAUCAGAAAAAUCAAUAGACAUUUUCUUUGGAAAUUGAACACUCUACAGAAAAAGUCUCUUAUUAUUAUUUGAUAAAUUUAAUUUUUCAAAAGUUAUUCAAGUCAACGUUCAAUUCAUAGCAAAUUUUAGUAUCAUUUAACUUUUCCGGCAAAAAAUGAGACUUUUCGUGAAAUAUUAUAGGACUUUUUGAAAGUUCUUUAGUUAUUUGCAUUUAAAAGAAAAUAAUUAACAUUGGCCAGAAUAAGAUUUCUUGGAAAAAAUUGGAAUUUAAAUUCAAAUACUUAAAGAGCAUUCAGGAAUUUUGAAAAUUUUAUGAAAAAUAAGUUGUAGGAAAUAAAUCCUCUGUCCGUCACGCGGUCUCGUCACCCUUCGUUCGUCGCGCCGCGGUGUUCCACUGUCAUGUAUUUAAUAUUUCAAUGUUGCUAAGUAUCAUAACUAUGAUUUUUCAAAACUAAAACCACACCUUUAUACGACUAGACAAUUGCAAAUUUUUUUUUCUAAAAUAAAAAUUUUGUAUUAAAUAAAAAUAUUAAAGAAAAACUGCACGGAAAAUCCGAACGAAUUCAACGCCUCAGUUUACUCGCGUCAGCGGCAAAUCGCCGCGUUUCUCAGUUUUUCUAACAAAAAAAAUUAUUUUUUAAAUAUUUAAAAUAUCGGAAAAAUAAUUAUCAUUUAUUUAUUCGAUACUAAAAAGUAUAGUAGAAGAACUCGUAGAAUUUCAAAAGGCUAGGACAUUUAUUUUCAUUUUAAAUAAUCUUUUAAUAAAAAUCGCUCAUAGCGCGACGGACAGAGAGUUAAAUUAUCUACAAAAAAGUCUAAUAGCUUCGCUGAAAAAGUCAAAUUAUACUUAAAUUAACUGUAAAUUGAACUUUAACCUUGAAAAGUUAUUCAACUUUUGAAAAAUUAAAUUUAUCAAAAAAUAAUAGACCUUUUCUGUAGAGCGUUCAAUUUCCAACGAAAAUGUCUAUUGAUUUUUCUGAUACACUGAUUCGCUGAGUGAUAAAAUUCCAAAUUAAAAAAAAAAAUUUCCCAUAUUUAAAUGGGGAAUCGAAAACUGCGAUGAGGCUGUUGCUAAUAUCAAUACUAAGAGCUCAAACUUGAACAGUAUUUUUUUUUCAUCAUCUCGAACAAUAUUUUCCGUAUAAUUUUCUAAAAGAAAAAUAGUCGAUUUUUUUGAAUCAGUCUAAUAUAUAUAAUUGUAAAUGUAUAUGUAUAUUAAAGAAAUAUUUAUUAUCAACUAAUAACUAUUGUGAGAUAUUAAAAAAAAAUUAUAAAAUAUAAAAACAAAAAUCUUUUAACGAAAAUAAAAAAAAUGUUUAAUAAAUUAAAUUAUUGCCCCUGAAAUUUUAAUUUAAUUAAUUACUAAAUCAAUUUCGGCACUCAGUACUCGGUAUUUAUGAACAAGCGAACGAUCGCAGCUGAUAUUAUAUUUAAAUUAAAAAUAAAUUAAUUGGAC
Microplitis mediator is the source of this 4081-nucleotide messenger RNA. RefSeq names its product diuretic hormone receptor-like (gene Dh44-R1). The coding region runs from base 434 to 1846 and encodes 470 amino acids. The record is from RefSeq and is a predicted model, not a curated record. Gene Ontology annotation, cellular component: plasma membrane. The transcript is spliced from 11 exons. Gene Ontology annotation, molecular function: diuretic hormone receptor activity; peptide hormone binding; G protein-coupled peptide receptor activity. Lineage: Eukaryota; Metazoa; Arthropoda; Insecta; Hymenoptera; Braconidae. Gene Ontology annotation, biological process: cell surface receptor signaling pathway; adenylate cyclase-modulating G protein-coupled receptor signaling pathway.